Messenger RNA from Caenorhabditis elegans, 3633 nucleotides. RefSeq names its product Calcium-transporting ATPase (gene sca-1). The record is from RefSeq and is marked reviewed. NCBI's taxonomy places the organism in Eukaryota, Metazoa, Nematoda, Chromadorea, Rhabditida, Rhabditidae. The transcript has 7 exons. Gene Ontology annotation, cellular component: membrane; sarcoplasmic reticulum membrane. Gene Ontology annotation, molecular function: nucleotide binding; ATP hydrolysis activity; ATP binding. Bases 35 to 3214 code for a protein of 1059 amino acids. Gene Ontology annotation, biological process: calcium ion transport.
AUAAAACCAAACUACUUGGGUUACAGCCGUCAACAUGGAGGACGCGCAUGCCAAAGACGCCAAUGAGGUGUGCAAAUUCUUCGGAACGGGUCCGGAGGGAUUGACUCCACAGCAAGUUGAAACAUUGAGGAACAAAUAUGGAGAAAAUGAAAUGCCCGCCGAAGAGGGAAAAUCACUGUGGGAGCUGAUUCUCGAGCAAUUCGACGAUCUUCUCGUCAAGAUUCUCCUCCUCGCCGCCAUCAUCUCGUUUGUGCUCGCCCUUUUCGAAGAGCACGAAGAUCAGACAGAAGCAGUGACGGCGUUCGUCGAACCGUUCGUCAUCCUUCUCAUUCUUAUUGCCAACGCGACCGUCGGAGUGUGGCAGGAACGAAAUGCUGAAUCGGCCAUCGAAGCGCUCAAGGAAUACGAACCAGAAAUGGCCAAGGUCAUCCGAUCCGGACACCACGGAAUUCAGAUGGUUCGCGCUAAGGAACUCGUGCCAGGAGAUCUUGUCGAAGUUUCAGUCGGAGACAAGAUCCCAGCCGAUCUCCGUCUUGUGAAGAUCUACUCCACCACCAUCCGUAUCGAUCAGUCCAUCCUCACCGGAGAAUCUGUGUCUGUUAUCAAGCACACCGACUCUGUGCCAGAUCCACGCGCUGUUAACCAGGACAAGAAGAAUUGUCUGUUCUCGGGAACCAAUGUCGCAUCUGGAAAGGCUCGUGGAAUCGUCUUCGGAACCGGAUUGACCACUGAAAUCGGAAAGAUCCGUACCGAAAUGGCUGAGACCGAGAAUGAGAAGACACCACUUCAACAGAAGUUGGACGAAUUCGGAGAGCAACUUUCCAAGGUUAUCUCUGUUAUUUGCGUUGCUGUUUGGGCUAUCAACAUUGGACAUUUCAACGAUCCAGCUCACGGUGGAUCAUGGGUUAAGGGAGCAAUCUACUACUUCAAAAUCGCCGUUGCUCUUGCCGUCGCUGCUAUUCCAGAAGGACUUCCAGCUGUCAUCACCACGUGCCUUGCCCUCGGAACUCGCCGUAUGGCCAAGAAGAACGCUAUUGUAAGAUCCCUUCCAUCCGUCGAAACUCUUGGAUGCACAUCUGUUAUCUGCUCUGACAAGACUGGAACUCUCACCACCAACCAGAUGUCUGUGUCAAAGAUGUUCAUCGCUGGACAAGCUUCUGGAGACAACAUCAACUUCACCGAGUUCGCCAUCUCCGGAUCCACCUACGAGCCAGUCGGAAAGGUUUCCACCAAUGGACGUGAAAUCAACCCAGCUGCUGGAGAAUUCGAAUCACUCACCGAGUUGGCCAUGAUCUGCGCUAUGUGCAAUGAUUCAUCUGUUGAUUACAAUGAGACCAAGAAGAUCUACGAGAAAGUCGGAGAAGCCACUGAAACUGCUCUUAUCGUUCUUGCUGAGAAGAUGAAUGUUUUCGGAACCUCGAAAGCCGGACUUUCACCAAAGGAGCUCGGAGGAGUUUGCAACCGUGUCAUCCAACAAAAAUGGAAGAAGGAGUUCACACUCGAGUUCUCCCGUGAUCGUAAAUCCAUGUCCGCCUACUGCUUCCCAGCUUCCGGAGGAUCUGGAGCCAAGAUGUUCGUGAAGGGAGCCCCAGAAGGAGUUCUCGGAAGAUGCACCCACGUCAGAGUUAACGGACAAAAGGUUCCACUCACCUCUGCCAUGACUCAGAAGAUUGUUGACCAAUGCGUGCAAUACGGAACCGGAAGAGAUACCCUUCGUUGUCUUGCCCUCGGAACCAUCGAUACCCCAGUCAGCGUUAGCAACAUGAACCUCGAAGACUCUACCCAAUUCGUCAAAUACGAACAAGACAUCACAUUUGUCGGAGUCGUCGGAAUGCUUGACCCCCCAAGAACUGAAGUUUCGGACUCGAUCAAGGCUUGUAACCACGCUGGAAUCCGUGUCAUCAUGAUCACCGGAGACAACAAGAACACCGCUGAGGCUAUCGGAAGAAGAAUCGGACUCUUCGGAGAGAACGAGGAUACCACUGGAAAAGCUUACACUGGACGUGAAUUUGACGAUCUUCCACCAGAGCAACAAUCUGAAGCCUGCCGCAGAGCUAAGCUUUUCGCCCGUGUCGAGCCAUCUCACAAGUCCAAGAUUGUCGAUAUCCUUCAAUCCCAGGGAGAGAUUACUGCUAUGACCGGAGACGGAGUCAACGACGCUCCAGCUUUGAAGAAGGCCGAAAUCGGAAUUUCUAUGGGAUCAGGAACUGCUGUCGCCAAGUCUGCAUCUGAAAUGGUUCUUGCUGACGAUAACUUCGCAUCCAUUGUGUCUGCUGUCGAAGAAGGACGUGCUAUUUACAACAACAUGAAACAAUUCAUCAGAUAUCUCAUCUCAUCUAACGUCGGAGAAGUCGUCUCCAUCUUCAUGGUCGCCGCACUCGGAAUUCCAGAGGCUCUCAUUCCAGUUCAACUUCUCUGGGUUAACUUGGUCACUGACGGUCUUCCAGCCACUGCUCUCGGAUUCAAUCCACCAGAUCUUGACAUUAUGGACAGACAUCCACGUUCAGCCAACGAUGGACUCAUCUCUGGAUGGCUCUUCUUCAGAUAUCUUGCUGUCGGAACCUACGUCGGAGUUGCCACCGUCGGAGCCUCAAUGUGGUGGUUCUUGUUGUACGAGGAGGGACCACAGAUCACCUACUACCAGCUCACUCACUGGAUGAGAUGUGAAAUCGAGCCAGACAACUUUGCCGAUCUUGACUGCGCCGUAUUCGAGGACAAUCACCCGAACGCCAUGGCUCUGUCCGUGCUUGUCACCAUUGAGAUGCUCAACGCCAUCAACUCACUUUCCGAGAAUCAAUCGCUUUUAGUGAUGCCACCAUGGAAGAACAUCUGGCUGAUGGCCGCCAUUUCCCUUUCGAUGUCUCUUCACUUUGUCAUUCUCUACGUUGACAUCAUGGCCACCAUCUUCCAGAUCACCCCUCUCAACUGGGUCGAAUGGAUCGCCGUGUUGAAGAUCUCACUGCCAGUGCUCCUUCUCGAUGAAAUUCUCAAGUUCAUCGCCAGAAACUACAUCGACGGUAAGCCGGAGACGGUCGGCGCGAAGGCACGUAGUGCCAUCUCGCUGCUCGCCUGGGUGUCUGUGACGCUCGCCUACUUUGCGUGGAUGUUGGGCCCGUACGCCGAGCUCAUUAACCAUGCGCUCGUCGGUCCAUCUGUCGAUCCGUCGAAAUUCGACGCGGUUGUCACGCCCGACAAGUUACAUAACGAAUUGUGAUUGAAGUUCUUCUAACCCCCAAACCAACCGCCUCUCAAACAACUUGUGAUGAUUUCUCUUUAUUUUCUCUCUCUUUCUUGUUCUAAUCAUUUUGGGCCUUUUUCCCUUUUUCUCUCUGCAGUGUGUUAACUGAUCCAUAAUCCUUCGUGUAAACCCCCCUCUCCCUACUUUUAGGAUUUCUUCCUCGUUGCUCAUUGUAUUUUGUCCAAAUCGCCACAAUUUCCCUACAAAUAUAUAUGUUUUUUUUGCUAAUUUUUUGUGUUUCCCUUCCUUCUUGUCCACUGAAAGUUCUACGUCUCUCGCUCUCCACAUCCCCAUUGUUCUCCCCUUUUUUCAUAAUAAUUUAUUAUUAUCCUUUUUUUAAAUUAAUUUUUGUUGCGUGUGAAUCUAUUAGGAGCUCACAAAUAAAAGUGAUCCUU